UAAAUAAAGUAAUUGACAAUAUACAACAAAGAAAUAUUGAUGAAAUCGAACCUUUUAACAUGCAGUUGAAUACAAUUGGGGACCGAAGAUUUUAAUUUUGUUAGUUCGAGGCUUCUAUUCCGACCGACCGAAGAAACAAAGAAAACAUGGAUUAUUUCACGCUCUAUAUUGCUCUGUUUUUACUAUUUGUACAUUUUCACAAAGUGAAACCAAGUAAGCUCCAACAAUUGACACUGACCAAAGUAGACUUAUGCAAAUGGAGUCCUAUUGUUAGAAAUGGGAAAUUAAAAGGUGGUAUCGGUGCCGGCACUUUUCAUCGCCUUGGAUAUACGCCAAAUAUGGAGACUUGUGUUGAUUUAUGUUGUAAUAUGGACGUGUGUGGGGUGGCAUUUCGAAACAAGGAUGACUGUUUUGGCGUCGAGUGUAAUAGCAACGAAAGUUGCGAUUCGGUACCGGCGGAUAAGAACGAUAUACGUGUUGAGAUAUCCCAUGUAAGAGCAGGUCAUAGAUCAGCUAAUCUGACUGAUCUAUCCAUGGCUGGGCAGUGUCGACCAAGUACUAUCUUUAAAGAAGUCACGUUAAAAGGCGGAAUAAAUGCUGGUACAUAUAAGGAUGUCGGUGGAGUGCAAACGAUGGAAGAGUGUCAAAAUAAAUGCUGUGAAUUCCCCGCCUGUGAUCUAGCCUUCAUGUUGGCGGGUAGUUGCUACUUAGUUGGAUGUUACGAUCAAAAGCAAUGUGCUAUGCAACCCGCUAAAGAAUCAAAGUUCCAUCCCAUGAUUUCCUAUGUUACAAGAUGGAACAACGAGGGUGUGAAGCACACAGUGUUACUGCAAGAGAAAGGAGUACAGUACACAUGCUCCAAAAUGAAUCCUUUGGUUAAAGUCACUCUGAAAGGUGGACUGCAAUCUGGUGAUUUUACCGACGUUGGAAAAGUCACGACUCUUCAACAAUGUUACGAUAUCUGCUGUCAACAAGAGAAAUGCGACCUUGCUUUUAUGUUGGGACAAAACUGUUUUAGUGUUCAAUGCAAAGAUAAACGUUUAUGUAUGACCACGCCUGCUCAGCCUUCCAUCUUCAAUCCACAAAUUGCAUAUGUGCCACAUAGAGAGCGUAUGGGGAUUGCUAAAUCAGGUAUCGCUCGUGCUCCUGCUGCCACCACAACAACUGGUGUUUCUGCAGAAUGUCCAAAAACAAAAACUCUUGAAAAAAUGACCUUAAAAGGCGGAGUAGAUGCAGGAGCUUAUAAAGAUCAUGGCAAAGUAAAAGACAUGGAAGUAUGCCGAAGAAUUUGCUGUGAGAUGACUGAAUGUCACUUAGCUUUUAUGCUUGGCACCAAUUGCUUUUCUGUAAAGUGCGCAAAUGUUGAUGCAUGCCGUGCCCAGAAGGCUAAACCAUCCGCGUAUUAUCCAAAGAUAUCUUACAUCAGAAAAGUUGGUACGAACGAGUUGCUACCAAGUUCUGUCAACCUACCAGUCGUAGACACUGCAGGCUCAGACAAACCAACUGCUUCUGCUGUACCUAGUCUAGUUGCAUUAGCUGCUGCUCAACAAACUGCAAACCCUCAACAAAAAGCUAUCGUCGGAGCAGCGGCUGUGUCUACAACAACUACUACAGCUGCUCCAGAACCAGCCGCGCAAGCAAAUAUGCUUGGUAAUGGUGCACAAGGAUAUGCAGUUACACCUAAUGGUCUGAAACCUAUUGGUACUGGAGUUCAAUUACCUGGACAGACUAUUAAUAACACAACAAACGGAUUUGCUGUAAAUGUGAAUCCAAUCCAAUCUCCUGGCGCCACGUCAGCAAACAUAACAACAACAGAAGCAAAAGUAGCACCACCUGAGCAGAAGAGCGUUGAAGCAAACGCCCCUCCUUCACAGGGUUUAGAACAAAACAAAGACACAGAAGGUUUAUUGAAGAAUGACACGGUCAAACCUGAAACACAAGUUUCUGUAAAAGACCAAGAACUAAUGAGUGCGCUUGAAGCAGCGGAGAAUGUUACUCAGAAAUCAAAUAUUAUGCCACUUCAAAACGAAAAGUGCAAGCCUGGCAUAUUAAAAACGAACGUUACACUGCGCGGUGGACGUAAAGCCGGUGAAUUUAUAGAAAUUCAAGGAUUGAAAGACAUGAAAGGUUGUGUAAAAAGAUGUUGCGAUGACCGUGAUAAGAAAUGUAAUUUAGCGUUUAUGUUGGGUGAUACGUGUUAUUCUGUCUCUUGUAAAGACAAAGACUUAUGUCGUACCAUGCCUGCACCUCCUACAAAAUUUAAUCCGUUAAUUCAAUAUGUCAGAGGAUUGGAAGAGGAACCAAUGCCCUCAACUACAGCUUCCACGACGACCAUAAUUAAAGAUGUAGACUUAACAAAUUUAGAUAGUUUAAAUAACCCUACUGAAAAUGUUGAAAGUAAAGUAGAAUCCAAACCAAAAACUAAAUCAAAACAGAAAUCCUGUGUCACACAACCUAUAGUAAAAGACAAAUCUAUUAAAGGUGGUAAAAAGGCGGGAAAAUUUAAAAUAUUUAAAGACAUUAAAGACAUGGAUUCUUGUAUAGCAAAAUGUUGUUCGUUAAAAAAACAAUGUGACGUAGCGUACAUGGAAGAUGCAAAAUGUUUUAGUAUUCAGUGUUUUAAAAAAACUGCAUGCACUGCGGUUGAUUUGAGAGAAUCUGAAGUCAACCCAAGGUUUGCGUACAUGGAUCAUUUCUUAGAAAAAGUUGACGAAGAAGAAGCAGAAAAUGAUAUUUCAACAGACUUAGAUAUAUCAGAAGAUAGUGCUUGUCUGAACGUCGAAAUAGCAACUAACAAAACACUCAAAGGUGGCACUAGAGCUGGAAAAUUUAAAUCCAUGGGUAAAAAGACCAUGAAGAAAUGUAUAAAUAGUUGUUGCGACAGGCCGGACUGUGAUGUAGCAUAUCUGUUGAAUGGACAUUGCUACGCAGUCGAGUGCGCUGAUGGCAGGUUAUGUCAAGCUACCGGCGAACCAUCAAAAGCAGGAGAUAAUAUACAGUUAGCAUAUAUGAACAAAGUUGGCUUAGGUGAAAAGCAACGAGAUUAUAUGAUCGUGUACAUUAUAGUCGGGUCUUUAGCCUUCGUCGCAACGCUGGGUGGUCUCAUAUGGGCUGUCUUUGCUUUUUCUAGAAAACAACGUAUUAAGAGAAGAACACACAAAAGAUUAUUAGACGACGACGAAGAUGAGGAGCCGAUUGAACAUAUAUUGAAAAAACGACCGCAUCACACGAGAUAUCGACAACCAAGGUAUUAACAUCUUCUAGGGAUGCUUAUAAAAAAAUCUCUUUGUUGUUGAUGUUGGUGGUAGCACAGGGAGUAGCUAUACCAACAAAGGCUCUCCAGUAAAGUACCCACACGUUUAGAAGUGGCAUUCGAAAAGGAAGAGAAAUAUAUAAAGGGCGUGACUUUAAAACUUGUUGAAUGCGGUUUAACUAAUGACGUCGUUAGAUGUGUACACGAAGUUGCGUACAAACGUAGACGCGUGUUAAGAUUGGUGUUUUACAACCAACUUCUUGGUUUAUGUGUUGUCCUUGACGAAACGAAGAACAACAUAAGAAAAAAGGAUAAAUGAAACAUUUACAGUGCUAAGCAUUUUAUUGGUGAGAAACAUGUGAGAUGAUUUUUUUAUAAAAAACUUUAAAAAAUCAUACAGUUAUAUCUUUUAAAACAGUUUUUGUAUAAGACAUUUGUAUAUAUAGAUAAUUGUAAAAAUAUAAUAGAAACUUUUUCACCUUU
Molecule: messenger RNA, 3736 nt
Organism: Hydractinia symbiolongicarpus
Lineage: Eukaryota; Metazoa; Cnidaria; Hydrozoa; Anthoathecata; Hydractiniidae
Exons: 12
Coding region: 147-3254 (1035 amino acids)
Cellular component (GO): plasma membrane; cytoplasmic vesicle
Source: RefSeq, a predicted model, not a curated record